GUCCAUUAGUCGGCAGCGUUCACUCAACAGUCAGCGGUCGAGCAGGCAACAAACGCGAAGGAGAUACCACAUAUUGUGUGCAUAUAUAGUAGUACCACAAACCAUAUCAUCGAGUUCUGGACGCGGCCAUAAAACAACAUUUGUGAAACGUAACGAGAUUACAAAAGAAAUUCCAGGUCCAGAUAUCUAAAUUAGUUUUGAUUCGCGAAAAAGAAAACGUGGAGCAGCGAUUUGGACAUAACUUGAAGCGCGAAAGUUUGAUUUGCAUAACCAGAAGAAGCGCGUCUCAGGCGAUUAUAUAAUUGCAGUGUAUCACUGAUUGAACAAAAGCAUCCAUAUCCACAUCCAUCCAUCUGCACAAUGACGGGUUACAAGGUGGCCAAUGGCAAUGGCAGCACAAAUGUGACCAAUGGAAGCACCAAUGGUCACAGCAAUGGACUCAGCUCGGCGGAGUACACAGCCCAGGAGAAUCCCACAAUGUGCUCCCGCGACUGUUGCUCCGGACCGGGUGGCUCCAACAGAGGCAACACCUGCACGGACAAGAAGGGAGGCAAAGCCGGGAGUCUGAAUGGGGAGAAGAUCAUACCCACUCCCCAAAGCCUGCUCGGAAAUGGAAAAAUCCGAUGUGACCUAACGCCUGAAGAGUUAAGAGCCCUGCGGGUUCUCAACGAAGACACGUAUCCCUAUGAGGUCAUCGAGGAGAUCGCCGACUUCAUUGUCAAGGGCUCCGGAAUGCGCCCCAAGAUCGGCAUUAUCUGCGGUUCUGGGCUCGGCUCUCUGGCCGAUAUCAUCCAGGACCCGAAGAUCUUCGAGUACGAGAAGAUCCCCAAUUUCCCGGUAUCCACAGUUGAGGGCCAUGCCGGCAGGCUGGUGGUCGGCACCCUCGAGGGCGCAACUGUGAUGGCGAUGCAGGGCCGGUUCCACUUCUACGAGGGAUAUCCUCUGGCCAAGUGCUCGAUGCCGGUGCGCGUGAUGAAGCUGUGCGGAGUGGAGUACCUGUUCGCCACGAAUGCGGCGGGUGGCAUCAACCCCCGGUUUGCGGUGGGCGACAUCAUGCUGAUGCACGACCAUGUCAACAUGCUGGGAUUCGCUGGCAACUCGCCGCUCCAGGGACCCAAUGACCCUCGGUUCGGACCCCGCUUCCCCGCUUUGGUGAACUCGUACAACAAGGACCUCAUCAACAAGGCCAUCGAGAUCGGCAAGGCCAUGGGCAUCGAGUCGAACAUCCAUGUGGGCGUCUACUCCUGCCUGGGCGGACCCAACUACGAGACCAUCGCCGAACUGAAGGCCCUGCGCAUGAUGGGCGUGGAUGCGGUGGGCAUGUCGACUGUCCACGAGGUGAUCACUGCCCGGCACUGCGACAUGAAGGUGUUCGCCUUCAGCCUCAUCACGAAUAAGUGCGCGACCGAGUACAGCGACAAGAAGGACGACGAGGCCAACCACGAAGAGGUUAUGGCUGUGGCGAAGACCAGACAGAAGGCCUGCUGCGAACUGGUUGCCCGACUCAUCCGGGAAAUCCACUUGGCAUCCGCUUAGGCAUCGAACUAGGAAAUAGCGUUGGAUUUUAAAUUUAACAAUAGUUAAUUCACUAGACUCGCAUCUAAGACUCACAUGACACGGAUUGUCCCAAAAUUUACAGUAUAAGCCUAGGGAAUAGUUUAACUAAAUUAUGUAAAAUAAACUAGAAAUACAAGACA
Messenger RNA from Drosophila rhopaloa, 1697 nucleotides. Its product is annotated as purine nucleoside phosphorylase. The record is from RefSeq and is a predicted model, not a curated record. Gene Ontology annotation, biological process: nucleoside metabolic process. Gene Ontology annotation, cellular component: cytoplasm. NCBI's taxonomy places the organism in Eukaryota, Metazoa, Arthropoda, Insecta, Diptera, Drosophilidae. Gene Ontology annotation, molecular function: purine-nucleoside phosphorylase activity. The coding region runs from base 361 to 1536 and encodes 391 amino acids. The transcript has 5 exons.